Messenger RNA from Equus caballus (horse), 1953 nucleotides. It is a transcript of the gene SPX, whose product is annotated as spexin hormone. The record is from RefSeq and is a predicted model, not a curated record. Gene Ontology annotation, cellular component: cytoplasm. Gene Ontology annotation, molecular function: neuropeptide hormone activity. Lineage: Eukaryota; Metazoa; Chordata; Mammalia; Perissodactyla; Equidae. Gene Ontology annotation, biological process: positive regulation of gastro-intestinal system smooth muscle contraction.
AGGCAAUGACGCUGAUAUAUUCAGACUAUCUCCCAGCUGAUGGGUCAGUAUCUAAACAAAUGAUGUCCACCCAUCAAUCAUUCCUCUACUUCCUGCAAUUGAAUUUCCCAGGAGGAGUCAGCAGAUCCUCUCAAUCUUGAAGAUUGACAAGAAGUCCCUGUGGACUCCCUAACUCUACCCAAGAUGAUCGGGACGGGUCCUUGACGCUCAGAUUUUAAAAGCCCCACCUUCAGAACAAGACAAGAAAACUCAUAGGGAAAGUUACAGUUAUUGCAGGUUCUGGAAAGGAGCAGAACAUGAAGGGAUUGAGAAGUCUGGUGGCAACAACCUUGGCUCUUUUCCUGGUGUUUUCUUCCAUGGGAAACUCCAGCGGUGCACCGCAGAGACUCUUUGAGAGAAGGAAUUGGACUCCUCAGGCUAUGCUCUACCUGAAGGGCGCACAGGGCCGCCGCUUCCUCGCAGACCAGAGCCGGAGGAAGGACCUCUCCGACCGGCCGCCGCCCGAAAGACGAAGCCCAAACUCCCAACUACUGACUCUUCCAGAGGCGGCAGCUCUGUUACUGGCUUCCUUGCAGAAACUACAAGAAGCUGGAGAAGAAAAUUUUGAUCAAACCAGAUUCCUAGAAGACAGUCUGCUAAACUGGUGAAAAUAGACCAGAUUACAUUCAAUUACAGUUCUGUUCUUGCUGAAAAGAUGAACCACGUGAAUAAAACCCGCAGACCCUUUUACUUCAUUUGUAAUCUUAGGAACACGCACAGCUAGAUUUAUUCUUCUGGAUGCAAAAUAAUGUAGAGUUCUUAGCAGAGAACUUCAUUGCCUUCUUUCAUUGCUUCCAGUCCUGUUUAGAUCACUUUGUGUCUUACUCUUGAAUUUUUUAGAGCAUUUUUGAUUGUAAGGCUGAAGACCCUUUAGACUGUCUUUUGUUAAAACAGAUAUCCAUUUUGGUCUAAUAAUUCCUAGCGGUUGCUUUUUUCAUGCUGUCACCCACUUGCAUUGUCUUGUCACUCAGCAGUAAAUCUCCCUUUCCUUCUCCCCUUUCCCAUCCCCAGGGAGAGUGAGGGAGAAGCAUAGUGGGAUGGGAAAGAACAGAGUGUGAUUCUCUUAGCAGUUAUCCAGGAGAGGUAAGUUGUUAAGAAGGGAAGUGGGAGCGGGUGAGUGGGCAGGAGGCCUGUGGUAGAACGCUUCAGUGUGGCUGCUGAGAGAGGUGGCUAGAGGUGAGGCUGGAGCAGGUGGAAGCUUCGCUGAUGUUCCACAGCCAGGAGCUCCCCCCUGUGUUCUUUGGAGACCUCCCCGACUUUAGACACAUGGGUCUAAAAGUUACUGGGAAAUAAGCAAAUGGAGACACACUCUGCUCCUGUGUACAUUGUACAAAAGGAACAAACCAGUUUUUUAGAGGUAACCCAUUUUCCAUGGCUAAACAAACUCAAAGACUGCCUACUCCAAUUGACUAGAACUCUAGUCUUUAUUUGACAUCAAACAUUACAUAAAGGCACCCUGAUAACGUAAGUGCGUGGUAAUAUCCCUAAUUUGUUUCUUUUCAAAGUCAACUUGGGUUCAAUACUAUCUGAAAAAAAGAAAAAAAAUAUAUAUAUAUGCACAUACAUACCUACAGCAAACACAAUAAUAUAUUUAUUUGGAAUUAUGACUAUCAUGUUAAUUAUUUUUGACCUAAUUAAUUGAGAAUAUUAUUCAUAAAUACCAUAAGUGGAAAGUAUUAUUAAUUCUUACUAUCAUCAGUAUAUAGCCAUUAUUCAGUACUAAGGAAUAUUUUUGUGUGAAUGCCUUUGUAACUUGGAAUUACAGUUUCAUUGUGUUGUACAGUCAAAACUGUGCUUAUAAGAUUUGUCUGUAUCUUGUUUCAUAAUUGAGUAACGAAACUAUAUUCAAGUUAAUGUAAAUUGACCUCUGUUGAAAAAAAUAUGCUAGCAUUAAAAAAACCUGUGGUAUCAUAA